Hypomesus transpacificus is the source of this 2254-nucleotide messenger RNA. RefSeq lists its product as uncharacterized. NCBI's taxonomy places the organism in Eukaryota, Metazoa, Chordata, Actinopteri, Osmeriformes, Osmeridae. Gene Ontology annotation, molecular function: protein binding. The transcript has a single exon. The record is from RefSeq and is a predicted model, not a curated record. Bases 908 to 1792 code for a protein of 294 amino acids.
CUUCUUAUUUACAGAUGGUGGUCUAUGCAUGGCGUUUAAAUUGAUGAAAAUUCUGCCGACAGUUGGAAGAACCCUGGUUAUAUUAUGUAGUUAGGCCAACUACAACAGGCCCCAAGGCAAAGUAACCAAUUUUUAGAUAAUCGAAUCUUAGUGAUCAAUGUAAUGUAGUUUAUUUGUUUGGUUUGAUCAGAUUUUUUACGUGGGAUUUUAAUCGAUCAUUCUCGGUUUCUAGAAUGUGACGAUCAACGUGGAAACAAGCUGUCCGUUUGUAGUCCAACUUGUCAUAAUGAAGCAGUUUUCAUAUUAUUUCAUAUUAGGAUUACUUAGGGCCAUAACUUAAUAGUCAUAACUGUAGCAACAGUUAUAGGCUGCAUAGGAACUGAUUGACAACUAAUUAACAUGGAGUAAUUUGGACAACUCCCAAAGUAACAUAGUUCAACCUUUUUCUAAAUAUGGUUCCUUAUUGGGAAACCUUUGACAAUAGGUUACGACUAAGUCAUGCAUUUGUGACGUCAUUAUGGUGAACUUGAUUGAGAAAUCUUACUGUCCCUUCGCCAGUAAGGAAUCUCCUGCUUCUUGGCAACAUGUAGGCCACAUACUUUUAAAUGGUUUGCUAAGGCUACAGUAUCAAAUACUGUUCGGAACCCAACAGGUUAAAUGUAUUUCUCUGAGCGCUUGCGUAUUAGCACAGUACUGCAGUGGGAGAUCGGGCAAUGUGGACAGGCCAGAGUAGCCUAUCUAUGUGUGCAUGUGUUGGUUUAGCACGUCGAAAUAUAAUAGCAUGUAGCCUGUUUUAGAGUUGGUGAAAGGCAUUAUUAGUACACGAUAAAGACAUUGAGCCAUCCGGGUGUGUCUGAAUGACACACGAUCUGUGGCAUUGUGAUCGAAUAGCCUCUGGAUUUUUACAAUGUCGUGCCCAGCAACCAACUCCGGUAGACUACAUUCUGAUGAGAAAUGCAAGCAACGAAAAUUCUUAUCGUUUCUGUUCUACCAGGCAGUACGGGACCUGAAGCCCGUAUGGAUGUUAGAGGACAUGCGAACAAUGGAGACCUUUUACUGGGAGGAGGAUGCAAGCCAGAGAACAUACACACCAUCAGAGGCAUUGCUGUAUGCUAUUGUGCACGACCAUCAAGCGUAUGCUCAAUACUUGCUCAGUCAUUAUACUGACGAAGCGCUGGCAAUGCCCGGCGAGCGCUUUUGUUGUUGUCCGUCCUCGGCGCCCCAUUUGGCGAUGGCAGUCAGAUACGACAGACGGGACAUUCUGGGUCUCAUAUUACAAGAAGCGCAUCGACUUCCUAGUCUGCAUUCUUACAUGAACCGAGGCGGAUGUUUUCAUAUGGAAGAUGGCAAAACCCCUCUACAUUUGGCCUGUGAGCUACUGCGUUCGGAGGCAGUAAUUCUUUUAUUAGGUAACGGCGCAUCGCCCCAGGCUCAGGACCACACCGGCAUGACGCCACUUGAUGUUAUACUGGAACAGCUCUGGGAUUCCAAGGUGAAUAUCGGAGCAAAAAAGCUGUGUCUGGACAAUAUGUUAAUGUUCAUGCCCGAGAUUCGUUUCAAAAUGAAGGGUGCACUUGAACGGGAUGCCGUUUGCUGGUCCAGGGUCCUUGGUGAGGACAAACUCAAAUUUCUUCUUGGGAAGAAUCCUGCCCCACUGUCCCUCAUUGCUAUGCAAACGGUUUUAAAACAACUUCGCCCUGAACAAUUCCCAGAAAGCUUACAUGAGCUCCCAAUUCCGUCAUCGUUGAAACCACUCCCCUGCAAAAUGAGCGGCCAGUUGAAAGGGGUUUAAAAGCGUUAAACCUGUGUGAAACAUACCAGUUGUAUUUAUUUACAUGUUUUUAACUGUGUUUAGCAUGAUGAAAAUAUCUGUUUGAGAAUAUUAUGUGUCAUUUUAAAAGUAAUGCAAUUACCGUACAUUAAUGAAAAAGACGGGCUACUAUAUAGCUAACAAAAUUCCUGGAACUGUAAUGUUAUCAUUUAAUUGUUUAUUUAUUAACAGUUUUUUACUUAUAAAAGUUAUAUGUACUGUAAAUAUAAAGCAUAUGGCCUAGGAAUUCACUAUGGCAUUUUUAAUCCCAUGAACUAAAUAUAACUAUUUUAUUAUUGUUUUAUAUUUUACAACAGCAGAGCAUUGUAUAAAUGACAGUGAGCAUCUGACUUAUUUCACGUAACAUACAGUAACUUCACAAAGACACUAACAGUUGUAUUGUCAUUAUCUUAUCCUCAAAAUAAAUAUCUAAAUAGAAAAUAA